Molecule: messenger RNA, 2991 nt
Organism: Meriones unguiculatus (Mongolian gerbil)
Lineage: Eukaryota; Metazoa; Chordata; Mammalia; Rodentia; Muridae
Gene: Tmem43
Product: transmembrane protein 43
Exons: 12
Coding region: 186-1388 (400 amino acids)
Biological process (GO): nuclear membrane organization
Cellular component (GO): nuclear inner membrane
Source: RefSeq, a predicted model, not a curated record
CGCAGACAAUUUGCGGCCAAGGCGGGGCGGUAACUCCUGUCCUGAGACCUGCCUGGUCCUGGAUUCUACACGGAGUCUUGCAGCUGGCUCUGUAGCAGGCAAGAGGUCACCAAAUUCUGCGUUCCGGUCUUCAGCCCAGUUUCUAGUGGAGCAGAGCGAGACGGUGGUGGCGAACCGGGCCCACCAUGGCCGCGAACUAUUCCAGCACCGGCAGCAGGAGAGAACAUGUCAAAGUGACAUCUGACCCCCAACCAGGCUUCCUAGAGCGGCUGAGUGAGACUUCAGGCGGGAUGUUCGUGGGGCUUAUGACCUUCUUACUCUCCUUCUACUUAAUUUUCACCAAUGAGGGCCGCGCACUGAAGACAGCCACCUUGCUUGCAGAGGGGCUGUCGCUCGUGGUGUCCCCUGACACCAUCCACAGCAUAGCUCCAGAGAAUGAAGGGAGGCUGGUGCACAUCAUCGGCACCCUGCGGACUUCCAAGCUCUUGUCUGACCCAAAUUAUGGGGUCCAUCUACCAGCUGUGAAACUGCGGCGGCAUGUAGAGAUGUACCAGUGGAUAGAGACAGAAGAGUCCAGUGAAUACACGGAAGACGGACAGGUGAAGAAGGAGACCAAGUACUCCUACAACACAGAGUGGAGAUCAGAAAUUGUCAACAGCAGAAACUUUGACCGAGAGAUUGGCCACAAAAACCCCAGUGCCAUGGCAGUGGAGUCUUUCACAGCAACUGCCCCCUUUGUCCAAAUCGGCAGGUUUUUCCUCUCAGCAGGCCUCAUUGAAAAAAUUGACAACUUCAAGCCACUGAGCCUGUCCAAGCUGGAGGACCCCCAUGUGGACAUCAUUCGCCGAGGAGACUUUUUCUACCACAGUGAAAACCCUAAGUACCCGGAGGUUGGUGAUGUUCGUGUCUCCUUUUCUUACGCGGGACUGAGCAGCGAUGACCCUGACCUGGGCCCAGCUCAUGUGGUUACUGUGAUUGCCCGGCAGCGUGGUGACCAGCUAAUCCCAUAUUCUACCAAGUCUGGGGACACCUUACUGCUCCUACACCAUGGAGACUUCUCAGCUGAGGAGGUGUUUCGUAGAGAACAGAAGAGCAAUUCCAUGAAGACAUGGGGCCUGAGGGCAGCUGGAUGGAUGGCCAUGUUUAUGGGCCUCAACCUCAUGACACGGAUCCUGUACACCCUGGUGGACUGGUUUCCUGUCUUCCGAGACCUCGUCAACAUUGGCCUGAAAGCCUUUGCCUUCUGUGUGGCCACCUCACUGACCCUGUUGACUGUGGCUGCUGGCUGGCUCUUCUACCGACCACUGUGGGCUGCUCUAAUCGGCUGCCUGGCUCUGGUACCCAUUAUCAUUGCACGGACCCGGGUGUCAGCCAAAAAGCUGGAAUGAGAGGCCAGGUCCCCAUCACCUCUGCCCGGCUCCUCCUGGAACAGGCAUCUGCACACCCCAUUCUUCAAGGGGCCAGUGUCCACACCUGCAUGUAGGGUUUGCUGUUCACAAGCUCACAUCUCCACUCCACUUCUUGCCAAAUGCAGCUUUGGUGGGCAGAAACAGCCUGAGAAUGGCAGCCCCGCAAGUAUUGUCCUGCUUAAUGCCUUCUCUCAGCUAUAGCUGACCUGCUGGUGAAGGGCUCAGCCUUCUUCUCACUGCCCAUCCCUCAUGCUAAAACCAAGUGCCAGGACUGCUGCAACCACCAGCUACAACGGAAACCCCAGAAAACAGCCAUUACCCACUUCUACUGGCCAUGGCUCACCAGUAGGACACACCAUACCCAGGCUUGGAGAAGGAGAUACAUCCGAAACCAAAUCUCUGAGUAGAAGCUGAUUUGGCCUGAAGAAACACUGAAGAGCUUAUUCAAAGGUCACUGUCACUGCGGCUGGACAGAGUGCUUCGGUAUAAGCCCUCAGGCCUCUGGUUCCGUUACUCCACUUUUUCACGAGACUCAAAACCUUGUGAAUGGCUCACUUGACAGUGGCUGUCACUGAGAUUAGCUCAGCAGGAAUGGUGUUUCAAUGGGUAUGGCUUUACUGGUUUUAGUUCCUGAGGCCAUGAGGAAGCUUUAGCUUUGCGGUGCUUUUGAACCAGUGUUAAUGGAUUCACUUUGAUGCUGGGUUGGUUGGUACUGUGGAGGAAGCACCCCUUUUAUCCUCUGCCAUCACAGACCACCUCUUCACUUGAAGGUGAUUCUGAUUUUGUAGUCAGUGUUACAGGAAAAAGCUAGCUUUUCUAAGAGGGCCCAUUCACAGUGAUCUCUAGUCAACUGAAAUCAAGAAUCAGGACUGAGGCUUGCUGUAGGAGGCCUACAUCCGGCUGGUACAACCCUUUUCUGUGGGAAUGCUUUUGACUUUGACACUCCAGCCUCAAGUAGUUGCUGCAGAGUGGUUCUUUUUGCAUUUAAUGCCCAUCAUUUUCCUCACCCCAAAUAAAAUUCACCCAUACUAAUGGACAUUAUUUCUAAGUUUCCCUUGCUACUGUUACACCGUUUGAAGGGAUGCUUAGCCCUGAUGUCAUCACGGAGCCUUGGUUUAUCCUGUAUCUCAUUUCUAUUUGUAAACUGCCCUAAUGGUUGCUAUACCAACAACAGUGUGCUUGGUAGCUAAGGUGUCAGAACCCCUGACCCUAGUGAAACAUAACAGUCCCUUUCAUGUCCUGUGGUGUCUGUGCUUUCUGCUGGGGUUCUUGGUAAAAGUGCAGCCAGAAAUGGCUUACUGGGUUUCUGCUGGAAACAGUAUUCAUUACUGUUCAAUGAAUGCUGGUGCAAUCUCAUCUAAACUCCAAAAGAUGGUUUGGGAAAACACAGUACAAUUAGUGAUGGCUAAAUAUAUAAUCUUUGGGACUCAGUCUAUGUAACCUUUUCUUAUAUGGGUUUUACCUGCCAGCUCAACAGUGUUAAGAGCAAAUUAUGAAAGAAUAAUUUGAUGUCUUUCAGAAACCAUAAGGUUUGUAUUCUUUGUAUUAAAUUUUGAAAUAAAUGUCUACCUAUCUUUUGGUA